AUGAAUUUUCCAAAAUAUGAUGGAAAUAUACAUCCAGUUGAAUGGGUAAAUGAUUUUCAAAAUCAUAUCAAUCUUAAAGAAAAACUGAAAGCAGAUGAUAAUAUAAAUUACGCUAUAUCAUUAGUAAAUGCUACAAUAAAACUUCCAACUGGAAUUGAUUCUUUUGAAAAACUUUGUGGUGAAACCUCAAAAUUUAUUUCUAAUUUUCGCCAAUUAUGUUAUAAUGCCGAAAUUAACGAUAUUGAUGAACAAAAGAAAUACCUAAUUCAAUCACUUCCUUCAAAUAAUUAUUUAUUUGAUGAACUUUCUAAAAGAAAAGAAAAAAUCAAUUCAACAAAUGUAUUAAUUAAAGAAUUUGAGGAAAUUGUUACAGAAGAAUCAAAUUUAAUUAGACAUGGAUCUAUUGUAGCUUUAAAACAUGUUGUUACAGGAAAAUAUUUAAGUUCAAUUAAGGAUUUAAAUUAUAAGACUGGAAGUGAGGUUCAAAUGGUGUUUGUAAAUGAUUUGUUUGAUUCGAAUGCUUUAUGGAAAAUCACAUUUAAAAGCGGAAAAGAAUUAGCAUCAUAUACCGAUAUUGCUAAUUUCAUGUGCUUAGAACACAAAAAUUCUGGUAAGACUUUAGGAAUUUAUAUACGUAGUAUAAAUGGUUAUAAAUUAUAUAAUGAUAUUAAAUCUCCAGUAACUUCGCACAAAGAAGUAAAUUGUAAUCGAAGUACAAACCAUAAUGUUCAAUGGAAGUUUAAAAAUAGUAAAUUAGAAAAUUAUCAAGGAUAUUUGAAAUCAAAUGAUACCAUUAAUCUUUGUAUAAAUAAUGUUAAAGAUCAACAAGUAUUUUUACGUAGUCAUGAUUUUCAAUUUACUAUUGGAAAUGAUACUUUUCAAGAAGUUGUCUGUCAUAACGAAAGACUAGGUGGCAGUGAUGAGUGGUGCUUAGAACUUAUUAAACAGAAAAAUAUGCCUUGA
Molecule: messenger RNA, 963 nt
Organism: Funneliformis geosporum
Lineage: Eukaryota; Fungi; Glomeromycota; Glomeromycetes; Glomerales; Glomeraceae
Source: the annotation of a GenBank genome assembly